Papaver somniferum (opium poppy) is the source of this 702-nucleotide messenger RNA. RefSeq names its product monothiol glutaredoxin-S3-like. Lineage: Eukaryota; Viridiplantae; Streptophyta; Magnoliopsida; Ranunculales; Papaveraceae. The record is from RefSeq and is a predicted model, not a curated record. The transcript has a single exon. The coding region runs from base 97 to 408 and encodes 103 amino acids.
AGCUUCUUCUACUUAGAAACACAACUUCAUAACAAUCUUUGAAUAUCCUCCAAGGUAGUAGAUAAACUUCCUUAGAUAACACAUUUUCAAUUUAUAAUGGAGAGAUUAACAAGAUUGGCAUCACAAAGAGCUGUAGUGAUCUUUAGCAAGAGUACAUGUUGUAUGAGUCAUACUAUCAAGACCCUUUUCUACGAUCUCGGAGUAAACCCAACGGUUCAUGAACUCGACGCAGAACCAAGAGCAGGAAAAGAAAUCGAGAAAGCACUUAUAAGGUUAGGAUGUAGUCCGUCGGUACCUGCCGUAUUCAUUGGUGGUGAGCUAGUUGGAGGAGCUAAUGAAGUUAUGACUCUUCAUCUCAGUAGCUCUCUCGUUCCAUUGCUGAAGCAAGCAGGAGCUAUCUGGCUUUGAAUACUACUCCUAUAUUAGUAUAUUUACUCAAUAUUUGACCAUACUCCUUUUGGUUAGUUGAUUACAAAGCUAAUAGGUUUGAUAAUUGAUGAUCAUACUCCCUUUUGUGUGAGUUCUUGGUUACUACUUUAACACUCCUGGUGUUAGGAAUCAGAUGCAGCAGUAAUAGCAAGAGGCACCUUUUAGUGGCCAACUUUUGCUUUUUCUGAUCUUUUCUGCAUUAUGUAUUCUCUUACUAUUAGGUGAGUUCCUUCUUAAUUAUUAAUGAUGUAUCCUCUUAUGUAUGAUUUCCUU